CAUUUUUUUUAAAAAAAAUGGUGCAAAAUCUUCCAACAAUCAAACACUGGGAUCUUUUCAGUUUUGGCUUUGCAGAAGAAAAACAAAAUAGGAGCAGCUGUGAGGCUCUGCAUAGCAAGUAGCUUCUAAGCUACAUGACAGCUUCUGGAUUUCAGCCCCAUUGGGAAAUACACAGUCUCCUGGUUUAUUACAUGGCAGGCAGUCCAUGGUCUGAUGAAAGAAUCAACUUUGGAAAGACAGGAUUGGAGUCGGUAAAUUGCUUGCAGUGAAGGUGACAAAAUUCCUUGGAAAUACGGCUAUUGGAUAAGAUGACUUCUACAUACACUUGGAUACUGACUUCUCCAUAUAUGCUGGAAUAUUGAUUAAAUCUUGCUGGAUUUGUGGAUCUUUUAAAAAGGUCUUCUAAGUAGUUUAUGGACCUUCCUACAUUUGUGUAUUUUCCAUCCAUCCCCAGCUUCUUUUCAUCUUGUCAACAUGGAUUUUUAAUAUUAAUAUAUUUGCUGAUUCACUCUUAGUCUUCACUUUGAGAAGCAGAUGACUGAAUAACUUUUUAUCAGUGCCUUUUAUUUUUUAAACUUUUUUUACAGUUCAAAUAAAAUUGCACAUUUGUUGGUGCUUUAUCUUUCCUUUCUUCCAUUAUUUUUAUCUUUAUUAUUGAAAAAGAACAAAUUUGCAUCUUGGCUGAAAAGCCUGAGCCUUUCCUACUGGGGGAAGGCGGCCACAUUAUUUUUCCCCAGAACCUGGAAAGCAAGAAUUAAGUAUCUGUUGUGAGUGGUCACUGGAAAGAUUUUACCCUGUCUGCUUCAACGCCCCCACCACCACUCCCCCCUCCUCUUCCCCCUCUCCCCCACCCCACCCCACCAAGAAUGGGGCCUGUGCUCCUUCGGCGUGGAGGCUGCCUCCUACUUUGGAUGGCACUGCUCCUGGGAUGUUGGGCUGAACUUGGCAGUGGCUUGGAGUUCCCAGGAGCAGAGGGCCAGUGGACUCGCUUCCCCAAAUGGAAUGCCUGCUGUGAAAGCGAGAUGAGCUUUAACAUGAAAACCCGCAGUUCCAGUGGGCUGGUCCUUUACUUUGAUGAUGAGGGCUUCUGCGACUUCUUGGAGUUAAUUCUGACACAAGGUGGGCGGCUCCAGCUAAGUUUCUCCAUCUUCUGUGCUGAGCCUGCCAUCUUGCUCUCUGACAUGGCUGUCAAUGACAACCUGUGGCACACUGUGGUCAUUCGCCGCAAUUUUAAGAAUACAACACUAUUAAUUGAUCAGGCUGAAGCUAAAUGGGUAGAAGUGAAGUCUAAGCGGCGGGACAUGACGGUCUUCAGUGGUCUCUUUCUAGGAGGGUUGCCUCCAGAGUUACGUUCACCUACCCUGAAAGUAACACUCUCCUCAGUGAAGGAUAGGGAACCUUUCAAAGGAUGGAUAACAGAUGUAAGAGUCAAUUAUACACAGUCUUCACCUUUGGAGAGUCAAGAAGUACGUCUGGAUGAUGAACAGAGCCACUUAUGUGCUAGAGAUAUUUGCCUCAAUGGUGGUGUAUGCUCUGUGCUCAACAAUCAGGCGGUGUGUGACUGCUCCCAUACUGGUUUCCAUGGGAAGGAUUGCAGUGAAGGUCUGGCGCACUUGAUGAUGGGCGACCAAGGUAUGGGUUCUGCUCCUUUUCCACUCUGCUUCAAUCAUUUUAUUUUAUUUUAUAAAAGUCUUUGUUUAUUUUUUGUGUAG
Thamnophis elegans (Western terrestrial garter snake) is the source of this 1712-nucleotide messenger RNA. Its product is annotated as neurexin-1-like. Lineage: Eukaryota; Metazoa; Chordata; Lepidosauria; Squamata; Natricidae. The transcript is spliced from 2 exons. The coding region runs from base 867 to 1712 and encodes 281 amino acids. The record is from RefSeq and is a predicted model, not a curated record.